UGAAGACCGUGUGCAGACUCCCUCCAGCUAUGUGCGUCUAUCAGUUAGCCAAUCCGUGGCACCAGUCUGACUCAGUGAGUCGCUUUAAGACUAUCAGUGCCAUGGCACCAUCACAUCCUCCGACCACUGGAUCCUCCGCGCUUUCGUAUUAGUGACAGUGCGCCACUAGGGGAAUCAUUUUACGCACGAACAACCGAUCGGCGAGCCUCAGUCCUCCUGUUGCGCCAUGGAGAACUCCAGCCUGUUGGGUGGCGACGCACAAAACGCUGGCUUUUUCACUUUGAAGCAAGUUGUGGAUUCUCCAGAGGACACCGCCAUGGCUGGAUUAGUUCGUGCCAUAUUCCACGAAGCCAGCAAAUUCAGGACUGCCGUUGUUGCUGACUUCAUGGCCGCUCCGCCGACGGAAUCCCCUCACCUGAUGCCUGCCUUUUGGGAUUCCCCGCUCAGUCACGGAAUCAAUGUAUUUGUGGGACUUGUUCUUUGCUUCACGAUGCUGGGGCUGGGCUGCACGGUGGACGUUAGCCAGCUCGGAGAACACAUCCGCAGACCCAUCGGGGUGCUGCUGGCACUGGUGUGUCAGUUUGUUAUCAUGCCCUUGGUGGCCUUUCUGUUGGCUUUAGCCUUCUCUCUGGAUGAUGUGGCAGCGAUGGCUGUUCUCCUCUGUGGCUGCUGCCCGGGAGGAAACUUAUCAAACAUCAUGUCUCUGCUGGUGCACGGGGAGAUGAAUCUAAGCAUCAUCAUGACUAUAUCCUCAACCCUGCUGGCGCUCGUGCUGAUGCCGCUGUGUUUGUGGAUCUACAGCCGAGCCUGGAUCAACACACCUGUGGUGAACCUCAUGCCGUUCGGGGCCAUCAUCCUGACCCUGUGCAGCACUCUCAUCCCCAUUGGUUUAGGAGUUCUGCUGAGGUACCGCUACACGCGUGUGGCCGACAAAGUUUUAAAGGCUUCUCUGUGGUCUCUCCUGGUCACCCUCGUGAUGCUCUUCAUCCUAACCGGAGCAAUGCUUGGGCCGGAUCUCCUGUCCACCAUCCCGCCCUCAGUCUACGUGGUGGCUGUCCUGAUGCCCCUGUGCGGCUACGCUGCAGGCUACGGCCUGGCCGUGCUCUUUGACCUGCCUCCAAACUGCCGCAGGUCAGUCUCUCUGGAGACGGGAUGCCAGAACGUGCAGCUGUGCACUGCCAUCCUGAAGCUGGCUUUUCCACCUCAGCUGAUGGGUGGGAUGUACAUGUUCCCUCUGCUGUACGCCCUGUUCCAAGCGGCAGAGGCCGGCAUUUUCAUCCUGGCCUACAGGGUGUACAGGAAGAAGGUGCUGCACAAACCAGACCCCAUAAAGGACGGCGAGGAUAUAGGAUAUCAAAGGUUUGAAGAUGAGGACUUUGACGCAUCUUACGGUGCCGUGACAGUGAGUGACCCAAACACCAUCAUGUUGGACCCCUGUCCUCCUGACCCAACUCCUGUUUGAGGUGCAACCUGCAAGUGGAUCCAUCAUGAAUUAAAAAACAGAGACUAUGCAGGGAAAUCCAGAAUGUUUAUCACUGAUCCGACUGCUGAAAAAAAAGGUGCUUUAUGUCAUUUAUUUGCCCAACAAAGUCAUGUCAAAUAUAUGAUGAACGUUUGAAAUCAUUGCUGUGUCACAUGUAAAAGCUUCAGUCUGUGAAAAGAACAUUAAACCAUCAAAAGCAUGACAGCAUUUAGUUUCAAGGUGCUUUAAAACUGGAGAGGGCAAAAAAAAAAA
This is a messenger RNA of Larimichthys crocea (large yellow croaker), 1735 nucleotides long. It is a transcript of the gene slc10a4, whose product is annotated as solute carrier family 10 member 4. The transcript has 3 exons. Gene Ontology annotation, molecular function: bile acid:sodium symporter activity. Gene Ontology annotation, cellular component: membrane. NCBI's taxonomy places the organism in Eukaryota, Metazoa, Chordata, Actinopteri, Sciaenidae. Gene Ontology annotation, biological process: bile acid and bile salt transport. The record is from RefSeq and is a predicted model, not a curated record. The coding region runs from base 227 to 1462 and encodes 411 amino acids.